AUGAGAUUGUUGUUGCAAACAUAUGAGAUUCAGCUCGUUUACAAGCCAGGAAAAGAGUUACACAUUGCUGAUGCUCUAAGCCGUGCUACAAAUAAUCGACAAUUUGUGGAAGAUUCGCAUUUUAGCUACGAAAGUAUGAACUUGUUUGCCUUAUCAGUGGUCUUAGCUCCGACUUCCCAGGAAAAAUUUAUUGCAGCAACGUUAGCAGAUCCAACACUGCAAGUGGUCCUGUCAUUUGUUCCAAACGGGUGGCCUGAACAUCGAAAGAAUUGCAAUGCGGCAACCAAGUUGUUUUGGCAACACAGACAUGACCUCAGUCAGUUCAACGGCUUGAUACUCAAAGGCGAACAAAUUGUAGUUCCUGCAUCCCUACAGUCUGAUGUUCUUAGACAAAUUCAUGACGGCCAUUUAGGCAUCUCCAAGUUCAUCGAAAGAGCCAAGUUAACGGUAUACUGGCCUCGUUACAUGGAUGAAGUGAAAAAUCUGGUGGAAGGGUGUGAUAAAUGUCAGGAACAUAGGCAUUAA
Molecule: messenger RNA, 525 nt
Organism: Daphnia pulicaria
Lineage: Eukaryota; Metazoa; Arthropoda; Branchiopoda; Diplostraca; Daphniidae
Exons: 1
Coding region: 1-525 (174 amino acids)
Source: RefSeq, a predicted model, not a curated record